Molecule: messenger RNA, 960 nt
Organism: Camponotus floridanus (Florida carpenter ant)
Lineage: Eukaryota; Metazoa; Arthropoda; Insecta; Hymenoptera; Formicidae
Exons: 5
Coding region: 218-922 (234 amino acids)
Source: RefSeq, a predicted model, not a curated record
UUAAGUUUCGAUGUUCAAUAAUGAUAAUAAUGUUCAAUUUAAAAAUGCGCUGAUGUAACAAAUUUUAAAAAACCGCUGAUAUAAUAACGAAUCGAAAGGACGUGACAGUAAACGUGUCAAACGAUCGCAAUCGAUGUGCGAAUAUUUUCAAUUUUGAUCGAUCGCAGAGGACGCAUUACGAACGACAUUUCUUAAGAAGAUUAAGAUCAAGUUAAUUAUGACGCGCGAAAAAAUACCUACAAUUUUCGAGCGUUUUCAAAUCUGUAUGGAGGACGAAAUGGGACCAGGCAAGCUGAUCACUUAUGGGAUCGCUAGCGCCGGUUUAUUCGUUGCUCUUUAUAGGAUAAGACCUUUUGCAAAAUUUAAGAAACCGUCCGAUGUCCCAUCUCAUUUUUUGCAAUCACGAAUUUCACUUCAAGGCACUGUAAUGCGUGUAGAACCGAGUCAUGGUGCUCUACUAAUGGUCAAUCAUCAACCCUUAUUACCUUUUUUUAAUUUUAACAAUAAGAGUUAUUUACCUGUAAAAAUCAGUGGUGUUGACAUUACGGGUAAUGGCAUAAGUUGGUUACAAUGUGUAGUGAAUAAUAAAUAUAUAACAUUUAUACCUAUAAUGAAAAAAAAGGAAUAUUUGGAAUGUAUAGUUACAAUGUCACAGAAAGAUCAAGAUUCGUUAAAGAUUGGUGAAGAACUAAUUAAAUUAGGCCUAGGCACAAUACAUGAACCUUGGAUAAAGUUAAAGGACAAACAUAUACUAACAUAUAAAAAAUCUUUAACAAAUGCACAAAAAUGGGCAGUACGUAGAAGAAACGGAUAUUGGCACUUUAUCAAACAACCAACAGUUUUCUGGAAAACACAAAUGUUCUUAAUUAAUAAAGUGAAAACAUUGUUACCUACUUAUAUAGUAAGAUGGCUUGAUCUUUAAAAAUAUUGGCUUUUGAUAAUAAAUGUACAUACAUAUUU